AUAUGGAGACAAGGUUUCCAAAUGUUGCAAAAAUCACCCUUCCUCUUUAUCUCCGAAGACAAUGAUCACAAUAAUCUCAGUUACACGAGCUUGAAAGAUGUGAUCUCGAGUUCCGAUGGCUUUGGUUCGAUGUUUUGUCACCACCAACACAGUGUUCCUUCGCAAGAAGGGUUUCUCUUGUCUGAUAUGGAUUCUUCAAACAUCGCAAUUCGAAACGAGCUCGUGAAAAGAGCAGCUUCGAUGUAUCUUCAAUCUUCUAUGAUUGUCUCUGUUCCUGACACAAACUGGUUUCAGAGAUUCUGUUUGAAGGCAAAGCAUCAAGCGGUUGCUGUGGUCGAUUGUCUCAGACCGGUUUACCGGAUUUUCGCUUGGUCUAGUUGAGAGAUGUCUUUAGAAAGGGUGAUUCAAAGUUGUAAAUGUGUAAAUACUGUAGAUAAUCAAAUAAAGUUUCCCAUUUU
Messenger RNA from Eutrema salsugineum, 458 nucleotides. RefSeq lists its product as uncharacterized. Lineage: Eukaryota; Viridiplantae; Streptophyta; Magnoliopsida; Brassicales; Brassicaceae. The record is from RefSeq and is a predicted model, not a curated record. The coding region runs from base 22 to 381 and encodes 119 amino acids. The transcript has a single exon.